CCAAACCUAAGUAAGCAUGGCAUUCCUUGUGAUCCUCCUCUUCCUACCUCUUAUAUACCUCUUCCUACGUAAACCAUCUCCCAAAAACCUUCCCCCGGGUCCAUUUGCAUGGCCCAUCAUAGGAACCCUCCUACCCAAGCUCAAAAAACAGCCCCACAUCGAACUCUCCAAGCUAGCCAAUACCUAUGGCCCACUCAUGCUCCUCAAGUUCGGGGUCGAGCCCGUGGUCGUUGCAUCGAGCCACACCGCAGCAAUGGAAGUCCUCAAGGACCAGGACCGCGUCCUAUCAGGCCGCUUCGCACCCCACAGCACCCGCAUCAAGGGCUACAUCGAGCACUCCAUGGUGUGGGCCGAUUGUACGGAUUACUGGAAGAUGAUACGUAAGAUAUGCAGGACAGAGCUCUUCUCGACCAAGAUGUUAGACGCGCAAGCGUCCGCAAGAGAGGCGAAAGUCGUUGAACUGAUCGAAUUCCUCCGUCGCAAGGACGGUGAGGUCGUGAAGUUCGCUGACGUGAUCUUCGGUGCUAUUUUGAAUGUGCUCGGUGCACUCAUUUUCAAUAAGGAUGUUUUUGAUUUUGAGGACAAGACGGAUAAUAACUUGGGAAUGAAAGGGAUGAUUCGGCAGCUGAUGAUCUUGGCGUCGAUCCCGAAUCUGGCCGAUCUGUAUCCGAUCCUCGGUCGUUCGGAUCUCCAGGGGCUGAGGAAAGCAUCAGCGGUGUGUGUGAAGCGGAUGAACGAUUCAUGGGCUGGGAUCGUGAAGGAACGAAGGGCGAGUAACGAUCAAUCCAAGAAUGAUUUCUUGCAAGUGCUGAUCGACGCUGGAUUUACCGAUGCACAGAUCGACGCCAUGCUAUUGGAAACAUUCGGACCCGGAUCCGACACCAGUACCUCCACCAUCGAGUGGGCCAUGGCAGAACUUCUAAGGAACCCCACCAAGCUGAGAAAGGUCCGAGAAGAACUAGACAAGGUGAUCGGACCAAACAGAGCCGUCAAAGAAUCUGACCUGCCCCAUCUUCCUUACCUCCAUGCAUGCGUGAAAGAGACGCUUCGGUUACACCCUCCGGUCACAUUUCUCCUGCCCCACCGAGCCAUCGAGACCUGUGAGGUGAUGAACUACACCGUCCCUAAAGACUGUCAGCUUAUGGUGAAUACUUACGCAAUCGGUAGAGACCCGAAGACCUGGCCAAACCCCUUAUCCUUCACACCCGAGCGCUUUCUAGAAUCUGAUGUUGAUUACCAGGGGAACGAUUUCCACUACAUACCAUUUGGAGCUGGAAGGCGGAUCUGUCCUGGGCUGUCGUUGGCAACACGAGUCGUACGGUUGAUUCUUGGAUCUCUCAUCCAUACCUUUGAAUGGAGCCUUCCUAAUGGUAUGAAUCCAGACGAACUCGAUAUGACUGACAAGUUCGGCCUAGCACUCUUGAAGGAUGAGCCGCUGCUUGUCAUCCCAAAAGCGAGAGCUUAAACACUCAUGGAGUUCCUCUUUUCUUAUCUGCAUUUGUGUUUGUUAUCUUGUAUUUAAAGAACCAUGUCUAUUAGAUGGUAAUGAUCUUUGAUCUUCUUGUAAGGACUGUGAUUUGAAAUGGUUCACACCUGUUCUAAAGCUUUGCAUCUUAUAAUAAAAAUGUGAAUUUAGAUCGGACUAAA
Molecule: messenger RNA, 1647 nt
Organism: Magnolia sinica
Lineage: Eukaryota; Viridiplantae; Streptophyta; Magnoliopsida; Magnoliales; Magnoliaceae
Product: probable (S)-N-methylcoclaurine 3'-hydroxylase isozyme 2
Exons: 2
Coding region: 17-1465 (482 amino acids)
Molecular function (GO): heme binding; monooxygenase activity; iron ion binding
Source: RefSeq, a predicted model, not a curated record